Messenger RNA from Coturnix japonica (Japanese quail), 7700 nucleotides. The record is from RefSeq and is a predicted model, not a curated record. Lineage: Eukaryota; Metazoa; Chordata; Aves; Galliformes; Phasianidae.
CAUUUUGUGCGCUCGUUCUAGUGUUCUUGGCGACGUUUGCGCGACUGUGCUCCGUUGGCCUUUCUCUUGCUUUCUCUAUAGGCCGUGGAGGGGUCUUUGUGCUGCACAGGGGCUAGUGAGGCAUAGGGAGCUUACUGUGUGUGGGCUGAGGGUCAGAAGAUAUACCUGUAGUAGGAAAAUGGGAAUUAAGAGGAUUUGUAUGGACUGAGGGGGGCUGAAGUACUUUAAUGUAGCUCAGGGAGCAGUUUAGGCUCUGAAGACUUGUGGUUUAUAAAGAAUUUUGUGGUACUACUCAUUAACAUUUUAGAUCCAGUGUGAUCAUAGAUAGUACAGCAGCUGAGCCAGGCUUAAGAGCUCCUCUUUCUUUAGUUUUGUGAGUGGUGUCAUUAAUUUAAUGGUAGCCGGAGUCAACUGAUGUAAAAUCUUUAAUGUUUACAACACAGCAGUGCCCUUGUUGAAGUUGAUAUUGCUGUAAAUCAAAACACACUGUAAAGGUCCAAGGCCCUAGCAGCACUACAAUGGCUUGUGCUGAUAAAAGGCACUUGUAAUUCAGGACUAAGAUAACCACCGGUAGAACCAAAGAACAGAGCUUGUUCUGUUUACGAGCCUUCCUAACCAUCAGCAAUUUACAGAUUUGCUUAUCUGUAGUUCAUCGUGUUCAGUGUUAAGAUGCUUGAUUACAUGCAGGUGUUCCUGUUACUUAUCUAAGUGUAAGCCUUUUGAACUUUAUCAUUUUUUUUAUUCCUUUCAAGUAGGCUGUUCAUUUUUGAUGUAGCAACAGACCUUACAGACUUUGCUCUUAGAACUUGCACUGCUGAAGUCCAUGUGUCUUUAUAUCUAAGAGACAAUCCCUUUAGUAAGUAGAUAAAACAGAUGCUUAGUCUCUGUAGCAGGUAAGGGGUAACAUCUGCCAGCUUUAUUGACUGAUGCAUUUUUUGCCUCAUUCUCAGCUGCAAUGCCUGCAGAUCCUCUUGCUAUUCUGGUGCAGGUGAAAAAGUGUUCUUGUGGUAGGUUGCCACAGAUUUUAAGUUUGGGGGAAAUGUAGAAUCUCUGGUGUCAUCUUCGGGUUGAGCAUGGAGUCAUCUGAGGGCUGGGAAUCUGACUUCUCUCCCUCACUUCCUGCUGCUGUUAAUUCCUCCUACACCAAAGCCACUGUUAGCAUUGUGUGAGGAACCACCCGUGCUUUUUGGGUGUGAAUCCUACAUUGGUUUCACUCUGUGGCCUCAGUGUUUGCCUGUGCUUGUGGAAGAGAACCUGUAUAUAAACUGCUGCCUUUGGGGAGAGGUGUGCUUGCAAAGGCUCUGCUCUCUGAAGGAGAGAGCUGAUUUUAGCCUGACGUGGAACUGUCAUUUAAUGCCCUGCUCUGAUUUCCUGCUGCUGUGCUAACAAAUGCUAAUUUGUAGCCCCAAGAAAUUAUCACAGGAUUGUCUUGUUGAAAGCAAUUGACCCUGUCAGUUUAUCAGUACCCAACAGUGAGUGCAAGAUCCUGUUCUUUGACCCUUCUUCAGCUCUCUUGCCAUAUGCUCAUCAGUUGCAAUUUGAAGGAGCACUAAAAAUGUAAUUAAUGCACCAUUCAGAGGUGACAGAGCCACAGCAGAAAGUCUGUUGUUGCUUGUGAAACGGAUAGAGAACACUUCCUCAUCUUUCUUUCCUACCUCUACUAUCCAACCUACAGGCUGUUGGAGGAUGGCAUUUUGCUUUUCUGGGCUCAAAACACAUCAGUGUAUGUUGUGUCUCUUCAUUAACUGCCCAGGGAAGGGCCAAUGGGGUUGAGUGGUCCUGAGUUGCUCUUGUGCUACUAGUGAGGCCAGAAUUUGGAUGCCACAAGAGGCACCAGGAGGUCAGUGGGCAUCAGAAGCUGCUUUUGAAGAAGAAUGGGUGUGUGAGGAGUCUCCUGUUAAAUACCUGCUGCAGAACCACACUCAGGUGCCAGCUAGGCAGAAAUCAUGGCUUUGGAUGAGUUUCAUAAGGAGUCAUAAAAGCAGGACGUAGUUAUUUUUUGAUUCAAGAGAAUUUAGAGUGUUGGAUUUAGUGAUAUCAGAGUAAGGAACAACACUUUUGUUUUCUUGUGUAAGAGGAAAAGGAACACUGUUUUUUAGAGAAUCAUAGAAUCACAGUUAUUACUGUGAUAAUUUCUUGUGGCUAGAAAUCAGCAUUUGUUAGCGCAGCAGGAAGGAGUCAGAAGAGGACAUGGAAUAGUGACAGUUCCAAAAAUACCACAUCAUCAAGACUUGCAUUUGAAGUUGCUGAGAACAGAAGCCAUUGAUUUUAGCUGAUCAGGGUAAUGGGUUCCUUCUCUAGAGGUCCCUACCAAGCCCUGUGAUUUGGGGCUGUUGCUUUGCUGGACUGGAACCACUGAUGUGCCAGUGGCUGGGUGUACUCAUCUUCUAUUCCAAGCCUGUAGAUAGUGGCAGGGCUGGGCUAGUCCUGUAGGGUUGAGACCUGUUUCUUCCUCCCCACCUGGAGUGGCUCUCCCAAGUUCUCAUACAGACUGUGCUGUUUGGAUGAGAACAAUGCAGGGCACGCUGCAGGUCUCAAUAUCUGAGCCAUCUGACUGGAAGUGUGCACAGCCUCCUUCCUGCAGGAACACGAUACCCAGCUGGAAUGCCUACAUAAGCCUUGUUUAUCAGGAAGGGGCUUUGUGAUCUGCUGUAGCAGGAAACAGACAGUGCUGACCUUGAAGCAUGUUAGUCAUCUGAUGCUGUGAAGGUUGGUGUUGUUUGGGAAGAUUGUCCUGUUUCUUGAAGGUGUCAGUGGCGAAGAUCAAACGUGGGGGAUUCAGUCAGUGUUGUUGAUGCAGACAGUGCAGGGACAAGCAUACAUGGUAUGCAAAGGCAGUAUUGCAGACCUUGAGUGAAGCGCGUCAAGCUGUCUGCACUACAGCUGAGACCCUUAAAGCAGCUUUGUCCCUUCAGUCAAUAUAAAAUGUGUGUUCAGAUAUAUAAAAUGUAAAAGGUGUUCAGAUGGCUCUGAACAGUGGCAGAGGGCUUUGUAUUGUCAUACUUCACUUCUGGGGUUUCUUCCUUACUAUAAUCCCAGCAGAUGGUUAUCCAUUCUUUUCUGGCUUACCUGGUAAUUAUUGUCCUGCAUGCGUUCUUUAGGCCUAUAGAGAUCAAGGCUGGUUUUGGCAUGGGUGAACACAGAAUCUGCUCUCCUUUCUAAAGCUGUUAUAUCAACAUAGAAAAGAUCUGACAAGCAUAAAUUUCCAUAGUAUUUUGAGUGAGGCCUUGGAGAAGGGGAUUUUUGAGAUACUAAAUGUGGUCUGCGCGGAAUUUGUGUAGAAGGUUGUAUAGAAGAUAUUUUUUGUGUCCACUGGCUUUGUGCAGAGCAGUUUCCUACAGCUGAGAGCUGUCUAGGCUGCCAGGCCCUGAGAAUGUGAGGCUUGAGACCAAGUGUCUUAUCUUACAUUUGUCAGUGAAAGAUAGUAGAUUAAACUGCUGAAUGAUGAACCAGAAGGAGGAACAAAAGGAGACUGGGAAUCCAUGAGUGGAACUGGAUGGGACUGUUGGGAUCCAGUGCAUCUCUCUGUAGGCUGUUAUCUGUUAAUUACAGAUGGCAGUGUCAGUAUGAAUUUAUGUUUUUCAGCAGAUCUGGUGGCUUCUCGUGAGAUGAUGGAAGAAAGGUCUCUGGGGCUGUCUGUAGUCUUUAGAAUUGAUUCCAAGUUUGGCUUUUGAAAUGCUAGAGUUGGCCACGGUCCACUUCAUUUCUGUAAUAGCUGAAAGCAGUUCUUGUUAAUUGGCCCAAUUUUAUCUGAAUGAUAAUAAUUUAGGCUGCAGAGGACAUCAGGAGGGCAUCUGGUUUAGCCACGUGCUCACAGUGCAAAUAACUACACUUUUACAGUCCCAAGAUGAGCAAAAAAAUCCAUUUCAGACAAAGCAAAUGGGAUCAGUUUCCCUCAGCCUGCAGUAUGACAGCACUGAGCUGUGUGCAGUCUGUAUUUAUAGUGGGGAAGGUUUAGUCAGUCUCAAGAGUGGGCGUUAUUAUUAUGAGAGAUGUUAGAACACUCGUCUAGCUGUUAGCUUUGGGAUGUGGAACCAGACUUGGUUCUCUUCCCUGCGACGUGGACAGGAUUAUUAAUCACCGCACUCACAGUGCUGAAGACACGCUCACAUGACUCAAGUGACACUAGGGCUGGAGCUUGGCAAGCGGUUCUUUCUGCAUGCAUCUCACAUGUUGCUUGGCGUGGUAUUCACCUCAGUGUGUUGGUGUCUGUAACCUUCUUUCAAUUGAGAAGUCAUCCUAUUUUCCCUUUAUAGUUAGAGGAGCCCAGAAGGUGGUUCAGCUGAUCAGAUGAAGACACUCUGGAGUAGAUCCCUCUUGAGAGAACUAAGAAAGGAUGCAGGUAUGGUGUUGAAGUCUCUCUUCAGGCUGUGUUUGAGGAAGCCAACUUUUAUAGUGCAUCCAUAGGAAGCGUCUCCACUACAGCCUUUCACCACGCAGGAGAGAGACUGAAGAUGUAGGCAGCUGGCAAAUGUGAAAGCGAUGAAGAGGUGUUGUGAGGCUGACGGCGCUUUUUAUAGAGCGUGUGUUUUCUGGGAAGGACGUAAGAAGGGAGAUAAACAAGUGAUGACUGUGGCAAGCUGAGAAAUAGCUGCGGCAGACCAAGAUGUGCCAAAGAGAAGAUCCCUGCAAAAAGGUCCUCAUCUUCCAUCAGCCACCAGCUGACCACAUUGUAGCAGUGUAGGUGUUGCCAUGAGGACCAGGAGGUGUCCUGUCUGCUUUGCUGUUUAUCUUUUGGUCCUGCUGGGCAAACACCAGAGAGAGUCCAAAUAUGUGGGUGGAGCACAUGUUUUAAGAGAGCUGUCAAGCCAGUUGCUGUACAUACAUGCAUCUGUGUAAAAGUACUCCAAGUCCUGGGGCCUACGUGGCACUGCGUGGAUGUAAGAACUGCUGCAUUUGUUGGUUUAGACCCUACUUGUUGAGAGAUGAUGCUCCGACGAGGAUUUCUUUUAUUUGUCCCUCGACUUGUAGGCCUGCUGGUGGUGGCCUGUUGCUCUGUGUCCAUCGUUUAUAUGUUGGCUUGCACACCCAAGGGUGAUACUGAGCAGCUCGCCUUGCCCAGGGUGCAUGGUCCAACUGCAAAGGAGGGAUAUGAAGCUAUUCUGCAGGAGCGAGAAGAACAGCACCGCAACUACAUCAUUAGCUUGAAGAAACAAAUUGCCCAGCUGAAGGCUGAACUCCAAGGCAAAAGCGAGCAGCUUAAGAGCAUGCAGGAUCAGAACCCAGAUCCCCUGAACAUUCGUCUUGACCACAGUAACCCAGAGAAGGCCCAGGUUAAUCUGCUGGCUUUUCUCCGUGCCCAGAUAGACAAAGCAGAGGUGCACAGCGGUGUUAAGCUGUCCACAGAGUAUGCAGCUGUACCCUUUGAGAGCUUUACCCUGCAGAAGGUGUACCAGCUGGAGACAGGACUGACACGCCACCCAGAAGAGAAACCUGUAAGGAAGGAUAAGCGAGAUGAGCUGGUAGAGGUGAUCGAGUUAGCUGUUGGGAAUUUGAACAGUCUGGAGGGAGACAGCAAUAAAAAGCACCAUGUAUACACAACUUCUGACUUUGUUGAAGGGAUCUACCGCACAGAAAAGGACAAAGGCACAUUGUAUGAGCUGACUUUUAAAGGGGACACAAAACAUCAGUUCAAGAAGGUCGUUCUAUUUCGGCCAUUUGGUCCAGUAAUGAAAGUGAAAAAUGAAAAUGUCAAUAUGGCUGACACACUUAUUAAUGUGAUUGUGCCGUUGGCCAAGAGAGCCAGCAAGUUUCGUCAGUUCAUGCAGAAUUUCAGGGAAAUGGGCAUUCAGCAGGAUGGGAGAAUUCACCUCACAGUAGUUUACUUUGGAAAAGAACAAGUGAAUGAGGUCAAAUCUAUACUUGAAAAUACCUCCAAAUCAACCAAUUUCAAGAACUUCACUUUUAUCCAACUGAAUGAAGAGUUUUCCAGGGGCAAAGGAUUAGACAUUGGUGCUCGAGUUUGGAAAGGAAGUAACGUUGUUCUCUUUUUUUGCGAUGUGGACAUAUACUUCACAGCUGAAUUCCUGAACUCCUGUAGAUUGAACACACAGCCAGGAAAGAAAGUUUUUUAUCCUGUACUUUUCAGCCAAUAUAAUCCCACUAUAAUUUAUGGCCAUCAAGAUUCCAUCCCAUCUUUAGAACAGCAGCUGAUUAUUAAAAAAGAAACUGGAUUUUGGAGAGACUUUGGUUUUGGAAUGACUUGCCAAUACAGAUCUGAUUUUAUCAACAUAGGUGGCUUUGAUCUGGACAUUAAAGGCUGGGGUGGUGAAGAUGUACAUCUGUACCGCAAAUACCUUCACAGCAAUCUCAUCGUGAUCAGAACACCUGUGAGGGGUCUCUUCCAUCUCUGGCAUGAAAAACAAUGUCUGGACGAGCUGACCCCAGAGCAGUACAAAAUGUGCAUGCAAUCCAAAGCCAUGAACGAGGCUUCUCACGGCCAGCUAGGGAUGCUUGUUUUCAGACAAGAGAUUGAAACUCACCUCCACAAACAGAAACUGAACAGUAAGAAGACCUGAAGCCAGAAAUAUGCUAACAGGAAAUGGGUUAAGACUGAAAGAGAAUGGAGAUUUCAACAGGCUGGCAGCAAAAGCAGAUGAGGGAAAGUGCGUGUCCGCACUUCUGGUUUUUCUUAAUAGGGCUUUAAAAUUCUCCAUUAGCCUGUCCAGCACUUGCUUCCAGGGGAGAUCUGAGCACUUGAUGAGAUUAAUGGUAAUGGAGACAACCAACAUUUCACAAAUACCAGUGUGAUACAGUAACAAAGGAUAUGCUCUUCCAUUGGAACGUUUGUAAUGUGCAUGCAGCUGUUAAAUAGAUUGACACUUUGGUGGAUCAAUAAUAAUGAGCUGUUUUCUGCAUAUCUAAAGCAGGCUGCGUUUAAAAACCUAGAGUUCCUGCUCUGGAAAGGAAAUCUGAUUGUUAACAGUGGUUAAGCUGGAGUGACCAAAAGUCUUUUUUCCUUUUUGGAACUUGGGUGGAGGUACAGCUGUGGUUUACUUACAGGGUUAUUCAUCAGUUGAUUCAGUGAUAAGGGGUAUCUCAGUGCUUUCUAAAAUUCAGAAAAAGAAAACCCUGCCAAUCAACUGUGAUAUUUCCAGAACAUGUGAGGCUAGUAUUGACUCCAUUUUGCGCUCAGAAAACCAAAAGCAAUCGACUGUGUCUGUGUCACAUGAGUCAGAUGGUGUCUUUCUGCUUUAGAAUACUGUAAGUAUUUCAAUAUUCUUUUUUUUUUUUUUUUUUUUUUUAAUGGAUUUGGUUUUGCCUGGGAAUUAUGUUGUCAAUACUUUCAGUUUUCAAAUUCUAGCCUUACUAGGAAACAGUACAACGUUCCAAUGCUUGGAAAAUGCUCUGCAGAUCUGUUUUUCCUGGAUGGGAAUUUGGUUUGGAUAAGCAAAUUGAUUUUACUGUAGAAUCUGUGUGCUGGAAGGAGGAACAUUUACGCUGGAGAAGAGGAAACGUAUUUCAACUUGGAUUUAGCAGGAAACUUUCUGAAUGCCAGUUACAAAUAUUAAUGAAAAUGUUCUGACUUUAUACCAAAGUAUUCAUUCUAAACCAAAUCUAGACUCUUGCCCAGGGCAUAGCAGCUUUUUGUAAUUAACAAAAUAAAAUUUUUUGAUGAAUUACCAAACCCUGGAAAUUUUCUUAUAGUAAUUGUGUGUUCAUAAAAUUAUCUGUCUUAAUAGAUUUUUUUUUUUCAAUGA